Molecule: messenger RNA, 451 nt
Organism: Meloidogyne enterolobii
Lineage: Eukaryota; Metazoa; Nematoda; Chromadorea; Rhabditida; Meloidogynidae
Source: the annotation of a GenBank genome assembly
UGUGCGCUUUUUACUAUUAUAGUGGCAUUGUUGCCUUGUGAAAUUGUCAUAUGCCUUUGAUUUUUUAAUUGAUUAAACGAUUGAAUGAAAGCGAUUGAGAAAUUUUUUAAGGGGGAGAUAGAUGAAGCUUUACUGGGAAGAUUUAAUGAAGAAUUAAGAGAGGAGGGGAGAGGAGGGAGAGGGAGAGAGGGAGGGAGGGAGGGAGAGGAAAGGAGGGGAGGGGGGGGGGAAAGAAAGAGAGGAAGAGAGGAGAGAGGAUAUAUACAAUCAUAUGAAUAUAUAAUCACAUGAUUGCCCAGUCAUCUGAUUGCCCUUUUAUUUAUAAAGUGCCACGGCAAUUCUCGACAUCCUUCUCCUCUCCUUUUCACUCUCCCUCUUUCUCAAUUCCCUUUACUCUCUCUAAAAAUUUCCCGUCUCCGAUGCCUUGCCUUAUGGCCAUGUUGCGCGUGUC